CGAAAACCCACAUCCACCGCGGCGCCACACCGCGUGCGUCGGCUGCUUGCUGCCCCGUGUUCCUUGGCUCCCGCCGACACCGAGCGCCGACACCGAGCGCCGCCACCGCCAUGGCUGCCCCGCCCCGCGCCACCGCGGUCCUCGCGUGGGGUUCCGGGGAGGACGGGCAGCUUGGCAUGGGCGGGAACGAGGAGAAGGACUGGGCACACUGCGUGGAGGCACUCGGUUCCUACGCCGUCACCGCCGUCGUAGCCGGUAGCCGCAACUCCCUCGCCAUCUGCGAAGACGGCCGCCUCUUCACUUGGGGGUGGAACCAGCGCGGCACGCUCGGGCACCCGCCGAAGACCAAGACGGAGAGCUCCCCUGGCCCCGUCCACGCCCUCGCGGGGUUGAAGAUCGUCCAGGCGGCGAUUGGUGGGUGGCAUUGCCUUGCAGUUGACGACAAUGGGCACGCCUACGCCUGGGGGGGAAACGAGUACGGGCAGUGCGGUGAGGAGCCUGAGAGGAAGGAGGACGGGACGAGGGCGCUCAGGAGGGACAUCCCGACCCCACAGCGGUGCGCACCCAAGCUCAAAGUCCGGCAAGUAGCUGCUGGAGGGACACAUUCAGUGGUUUUGACUCAAGAAGGUCACGUUUGGACAUGGGGACAGCCAUGGCCUCCUGGUGAUAUCAAGCAAAUAUCGACACCAGUACGCGUGCAAGGCCUUGAGAAAGUGAGGGUCAUUGCUGUAGGUGCAUUCCAUAAUUUGGCACUCACAGAGGAUGGAAUUUUGUGGGCAUGGGGUAAUAAUGAGUAUGGUCAGCUGGGGACUGGAGAUACCCAACCAAGAUCACACCCUAUACGCGUUGAAGGACUAUCUGAUCUCUCACUGGUUGACAUUGCUGCUGGAGGCUGGCAUUCAACUGCACUAACUAUACAGGGAGAGGUGUAUGCUUGGGGGAGAGGAGAACACGGGAGGCUUGGAUUUGGAGAUGAUAAGAGUAGUCGCAUGGUCCCCCUAAAGGUUGAGCUUCUAGCUGGAGAGGAUAUUGUUCAGGUAUCAUGUGGAGGAACACAUUCAGUUGCUCUAACUCGAGAUGGCCGGAUGUUUUCUUAUGGGAGGGGCGACCAUGGCCGUCUGGGCUACGGCAGGAAGCUGACGACAGGCCAGCCCAUGGGAGUGGACAUUGACCUGCCGCCGCCCAAGACCCGCAGCAGCCGGGACGGGCAGUGGCAGGCGAAGUACGUGGCUUGUGGCGGGCGGCACACCCUGGCUAUUGUGGUGUGGGCAGAGACCACCGACUGAUCACGGAGUGAUCAACUUCCUGAAUCCUAAUCUGGGUGCAAAUCUGAGUUUGACAAUCCUGCUAGAUAAUUAUAGUGUUAGUGAAAUAAGCAUAAGUUAUGCGACAUUAGGCAUCAUAAAUUUUUAUGUAUGUGCUUAAUUUGGCAAGGAACAAAAAUAGUCGGGAAGAGGACUUUGUGC
Messenger RNA from Zea mays, 1466 nucleotides. RefSeq lists its product as uncharacterized. NCBI's taxonomy places the organism in Eukaryota, Viridiplantae, Streptophyta, Magnoliopsida, Poales, Poaceae. Bases 111 to 1286 code for a protein of 391 amino acids. The record is from RefSeq and is marked provisional. The transcript has 11 exons.